AAUUCAUCUGGGUAUCGCUGUCAGAGGUGAUUUAUGGCAAAGAAGGAGUAUCCCUAUCUAGAGUACAGGUGUGAUUUAUUGAAGUUUGGACGUGUGAUGACGGAUGAGCUUAGAGCAGACAUAACACAAGAGAAACUAGUUUUGAUCCAGAGAACACCAUUUGGGAGCUUGUUUAUGGCGUAUUACAAUGGUACAUUAAUAGAAUCUGCUUGCAAAAAAUCUGAUUUGGAAAUAGUGGCUCUCUUGAAGUGUUUUAACCAGCAAAACAAAAGUUUUAAUUUUGGGGAGUUCACCGGUACUAUAACCAGCAAAGACAUCUCUGAGUUGUUUGGCUUAACACUCAUUGGGGAAGAAAUUAACCUAGAUCAGAAGAAGAAGAAAGAGGAUGACGGGUUCAGGACAAGACAACUGGGCGGAGUCCCGAGGAUGAGCAAGGCAAUAUUAGAACAAAAAAUAAAACAUGUAGCUAAGUUGAGAGGGAUUGAGGAUGAAAAAGAUUUUGUAAGGCUUGUCUGUCUCUACUUUUGCGUUACAUUAUUCCUCUGCAAUAGUGGUAAUGAACUCGGUUGGAAUGUCCUCCCAUAUAUAGAGGAUAUUGAAACAAUGUCGCAGUAUGCAUGGGCACCUUUAGUGUGUGAUCAUUUAAUGGAAUCGAUUAUGAAGAUGAAUGGUCGUCCUGAAACUGCAUGUGGGUGUGUAAUUGCUCUGCCGUUUUGGUUUUGUGAGCGGACUCUAUUCAUUGAACCGAUGAGAGGAAGGGAAGUAAUGGAACCAAAAAUUGUGAAAUGGAAUUUGCCGGAACUUUAUGCUAGGAUGAAAGUGGCCUCUAUUCUUGAGAUAGAGGUGAAGGAGAGAGAUGAGGAUCAGAGUACAAAUGUUAUGCCUAGUGGUGAGAAGCAGUUAUUUGAAAUUGGGACUACAAGCGGUACAAAAUCAAGAGAACAAAAAAAUGCGACUGAUUUUGAUCCCAACAAGAUGUUCCAGCUGUUACCGACCCAAUUCUACUUGGAAGAAAGCCAAGAGGGACCUUCAAGCAAUGAGGAAGAUGUACCUGAAUUGGAGAAAAGGGUUCAAGAGUUUGCUGAUUUCCUUGAGGUUGAGCGAGCCAAAAAUGAGACUCUUAGUGCGGAAAAUUUGAAACUAUGCAUGGAGAUAGGAUUGCUCAGGCAAGCCAUUCCUAAAGACGAGAUUCCAAAUGUGAAUUCAAGGAAGUUGAGGACAAAAGAACAAUGCAAAAAACCAUCAUUCCUUGAAGGUUAUAUCAUUGGCGACAUUAGAGCCAAAAGAGGUAAGGAAAAGAUCAUUGAUGAAAUAGGUGAUGCUGUUGUGGAAGAACCAGCUGUGAAGAAGGGGAAGAAACAGACUGUUGCUCAACAAAUAAUUGUGAGAAGGUUAAGGGUUGGAAAGCUUAUGUCCCAGGUAAAUGCAGAAAAGCUCAAGGAAUAUUUGUCCAAAGCUAGCAGGAGUUUGCUGUGGCAUGGUGCUCAUUCAAAAGUGACCUAUAAAGAUGCUUUGGAAAUAUUGCAUGAGGAAGCUGUUAGUCGGCAAGUGCUGGAUGCGUAUUUUGAAAUUUUAAGCCUCGAUCAACAGGCAAUGACGGAAGGUGGCAUUACUUCAUAUAUUAUGCCAACUUUUUCAUGGGAUAUGGUGAAAGGGGGGGACAAAAGAGCUAUUGUUGCAGCUUAUCUGGAGCAUAUCUUGAAAAAUAUUCGGGACAAGGACUUUAUAUGUAUCCCAAUUGUUCAUGAGAAAGAAAAUCACUUCACCCUGUUGGUAUUGAACACAAAACUUGGUUUGUGGGAACAUUACAACUCAUUACGCCCAAAGCGAGCAACAACCCUAGAUCAGUGCUUUGUGGAGGCAGUAAAAUUGCAUGCGGAAAUGACAAAGCAUUUUACAUUUCUUAAAACUCAUCGUAAAGGUAUAAUUAAAAGUGGGCAGAUAUGGAAACAUGUAAUGAGGGGAGGAGAAGUGAAUUUAUUCCAAUACAAGCUCUCAAACGAAGACCGGGACUUGCUUAUCUGGUUGGGAGGUAACUCUGUUGAACAUUUUCCUAUCAGACCUAACAAGGAAUGUCCACAACAAGAUUCUGGAAGUGUGGAUUGUGCGAUUGGAGUGAUGUACAUUGUCAAGAAAUUAUCAAAGGGAAAAGUGGUAGACUCUACCUUUACCAAAGGUCUAAUGCCGAAUAUGAGGGCACAUAUUUUAGAAAGAUUUUUAAAUAUGCCGAAUGGAGCCUAGAACUGAAGAAGAAGUAAGGGGUGCAGGUUGAAGGAGUUUUAUAUUAUGUUGUUUACUUUAAUUUUGGUUAAUAAUGUAUUCCCUUUAAUUGAAGGGCAACAAUUUGAAUUGCUGGCUUUGGGAACUACCUUUGUUUUACUUAAUAAUACGCAAAGAUUGUAUUUGGUUU
Molecule: messenger RNA, 2410 nt
Organism: Rosa chinensis
Lineage: Eukaryota; Viridiplantae; Streptophyta; Magnoliopsida; Rosales; Rosaceae
Exons: 9
Coding region: 34-2241 (735 amino acids)
Biological process (GO): proteolysis
Molecular function (GO): cysteine-type peptidase activity
Source: RefSeq, a predicted model, not a curated record